AUGUCAAAAACAAAUUCUGAGAAGAUAGCUGGAUUGGAGGCAGGUGUUGCAGCCCUGGAGCAGGAUCUUACCAAGCUUCGAGAGGAAGCUGACCUCGCCAAGAAGGAGAAUGAUGCACAAUUCACAGAAGUCCUGCAAGCUAUCAAUAACUUGAUGAAAACUGUCAAGGGGAAACUCAUUCAAGAGGAGGAGAAGGACAAGGAAGAUCCUGAAUUUGAGCUCGAGUUUGGAUCCUUCAAAAAGGGACCCAAGGACGAUAAGAACAAGGGUGGGGGUCGACAAAUGGGAGAAUUUCGGAAGAUUAAAGCUCCUAUUUUCGAAGGGGAAGACGCAUUUGGAUGGAUUUAUAAGGUGGAGCGUUUCUUUGAGAUCCAAGACAUUGGAGUACGUGAUCGUUUGAAGGCAGCAUCGAUUUGCUUGGACGGCAAGGCGCUGGCUUGGUUUCGUUGGAGUCAAGCAAGGGACCCAUUCCGCUCUUGGGAGGAUUUAAAAGAACGGUUGUUGGAGCGAUUCCAGUUAACAGGUGAAGGCAAUAUCUAUCAUCAGUUUCUCGCCAUCCGACAAGAAGGAACUGUACGUGACUACGUAAGCAAUUUUGAGAGACUGUCAUGUCAAUUGGGAGACAUACCAGAAAGCGUGUUGGAAGGUACCUUCAUUAAUGGUCUCAAGGAUGACACACGUUCGGCCGUUCGUAUUUUACAGCCAGCAAACUUCGCCAGAGCCAUGACUCUUGCUGUUAUGAUAGAUGAAAACAAGUUCAGUAUCGGCACACCCAAGACUAGUGGAGGGGUAAUUCGGUCCAACAACAACGGGUCUAGUCGACCAGGUGGAGCUUCUACCAACAUGGGUUGUAUCAUCAUCUAG
Molecule: messenger RNA, 864 nt
Organism: Lactuca saligna
Lineage: Eukaryota; Viridiplantae; Streptophyta; Magnoliopsida; Asterales; Asteraceae
Source: the annotation of a GenBank genome assembly